This is a messenger RNA of Australozyma saopauloensis, 774 nucleotides long. RefSeq lists its product as uncharacterized. Gene Ontology annotation, cellular component: cytosol. The transcript has a single exon. Gene Ontology annotation, molecular function: GTPase activator activity. NCBI's taxonomy places the organism in Eukaryota, Fungi, Ascomycota, Pichiomycetes, Serinales, Metschnikowiaceae. Bases 1 to 774 code for a protein of 257 amino acids. Gene Ontology annotation, biological process: positive regulation of TORC1 signaling. The record is from RefSeq and is a predicted model, not a curated record.
AUGGUUAACUUCGUGUUUUGUAUGGCUCAUUUCUGCGAAAUCCAUGGCCCAGUCACGGUUCUUUGUACACAACGAAAAGAAUCGGAGUUGUCAGCCAAGUCGUCAUACGCUCGAUGUGAGAGUUGCUCGCUUGUAUUGCCCAGUGGUAUAACAAGCGUGGCAACGGAUUUCGAGGACCUCGUAACUAAAGAAGUCGCAAACGGCUUAUCUCCACAGCCUUCUUAUGGGAAUACCAGUGGCUUAGGUGCCCAUUUCAAGAUGGAUGCAAAAAUGAAGUCAUCGCAACAAGAAAUUUUAGAGAAAGUCACGUACGUUUCAACUCUGUACCCUCAGUCAGAGCGGAUCUUUACCUGUCUCACCAAAUUGGUGAUGAAAUGUCUAUCUGUCGAGGCUGUAGCAGAGCCACUGAAACCAAUUUUUUUCGGGGAUACCAAUACUGGCUAUUCCCUCAGUCGAAUUUUUAGCAUAAAUGAUUUGCAUGCGCGCGGAGGCGAGCGGAAGUAUGCCCUUAUGGUUGUAUGCGAUUCGGAGCGGGCUCUUCUUAGCAAUUGGGAAAUGGCAUCUGCUUUCAUUGCUGAGAUCAUUUUGCUACUACAGCGUAAUGUUGAGACUCACAUGGAAAGUACAAAACUGGAGACUGGAGAAAAUGGAAGGUACCUACGUCGCGCAAAAACCAUUCCUCGAAGCCUCGUUCAAUUAACUGGAGACAACGAAAUCUUCAUGAAGCUACAUCAGUGUGGAACAGAGGUUUUGCGUAGUAUGCAAAUACCUUAA